CAUAAAUUUAACAAAUUUGCAGGAAGCCUAUUGAAAACGUAUAACGAAGCGCGCCGGAUAUAACACACUGACAAAAUACCGCUAUAUUGGACAGUUUGAAAGCCACUAUAUCAACCAACUGUCAAUAAAUAAAUCCACUGCAACCCUGUGUCUUGAUAUUCUCUGUUCUCUGGUCAACGUUUUCUUCGUAAACAAAUUAACGAAAUAUUUAUUUGCGUUUAUUAUAUUUUGUGCAGUUAAAGGAGAAAAUAUUUUACUUUUAAUGUUUAAAAAAUUAUUGUGCUUUUUCACAAUUAUAAUUGUCCAUAAAUGUCAAUUUAAUUAUAAAAAAUGUGAAAAUAAAAAUCACAACAAAUAUUGUUCUCCGAAAUGGCAUAUGUCAACAAAAUGCAAAAUAAACGUGUGAACAACAACACAGACGGCAAGAAUGGCAACAACAAAAUGCUAAACCUGUUAAUUGUCACUUGCCCACGAACAAUUCAUUUGCGACUCGCUGCGUUAUCUUCUUACUUAUUAGACUAGCUGUCAAUGCUGCAGUAGCAGCACAUAAUCUUUAAUCUACAAAUCGAGCAAACGUGAAAAUAACGCAAUUUCAAUAUUAAACAUUUGAGCUUGUGUUUGCUAAUUGCAAAGAGGAGUUGAGGACUAAUUGCUACAACUUUGUGUUGUACAUCUUUAGUUGCUAUGUUGAAUAAUAUUCUACAUCUUAGCUGGAUACGUAAGGUCAUAGCCAAAACGGUAACACGAUUGCCUGCAGCAACAACAAACAAACAAUUUAUAACUACCACAGCAGCUGGAGUAUCAAGGCGAACCAGUUGUGUAGUUUCAGUAAAAAAAAAUAUAUUCAAAAGCGGUUGUGAAAAAUACAACAGCUUAGAUUAUAGCAGACAACGUGCUCAAACACGAAAAAUGUCCGACAAAGGCGCCACCCACACAGAAACGGCGAAGAGCAGUGUCGCUGCUGCAGCCGGGAACGCAGCUAAGCACACGAAUCGCUUGAUAAAUGAAAAGUCGCCAUAUUUGUUGCAACAUGCGCAUAAUCCCGUCGAUUGGUAUCCGUGGUGCGAUGAGGCAAUCGAACGUGCACGCAAGGAGAACAAGUUAAUAUUUCUCUCGGUCGGUUAUUCAACAUGUCACUGGUGUCAUGUGAUGGAGCACGAAUCAUUUGAAAAUGAGAAUGUCGCUAAAAUAAUGAAUAAGAAUUUUAUUAAUAUAAAAGUUGAUCGCGAAGAGCGUCCAGAUAUCGAUAAAAUAUAUAUGCAAUUUGUGCUAAUGUUAAACGGCAGUGGCGGUUGGCCCAUGUCGGUGUGGCUAACACCAGAUUUGGCGCCAAUCACCGCAGGCACCUACUUUCCACCAAAUGAUCGUUGGGGCAUGCCCGCUUUCACGACAGUGCUAAAAACGAUUGCCACCAAAUGGCAAUCGAAUCAAGAAGAGUUGAAACAAACGGGCAAACAUGUUAUUAGCGCAAUACAAAAGUCAUUAAGUGAAAAAUCGACGACAGCUACCUUUGAACCAGGUAGCGCUGAAGCCAAAUUGCAUGAAGCCGUGAAUAUCUUCAAGCGUCGCUAUGAUCAGGAGUACGGUGGCUUUGGCAUGCAACCGAAAUUCCCCGAAGUAGCGCGUAUAAAUUUUCUCUUCCACGCCUAUAUUAUCACCAAGGAUGCAGAUGUGCUCGACAUGGCGCUGCAAACGCUGCAGCACAUCGGUCACGGCGGCAUACACGAUCACGUUUUCGGUGGUUUUGCGCGCUACUCUGUGGAUCGCGUUUGGCAUGUGCCACACUUUGAGAAAAUGCUCUACGAUCAAGGCCAGCUAUUGACGGCCUACGCAAUUGCUUACAAAUUAACAAAUGACGAGGCUUACUUGCAAUACGCUGAUGGCAUCUUUCGUUACCUGAUGAAGGAUCUAAGACAUCCAGAUGGCGGUUUCUUCGCCGGCGAAGAUGCUGACUCCUUGCCGACAGCUGAUGCUGGCGUCAAAGUGGAGGGUGCAUUUUACGCUUGGACUUGGUCGGAAGUGAAGCAAGCAGUGCAUGAAAAUGCAACGCUUUAUGCUGACUUGAAAUUGGAGCUGGAACGCAUAUUUGAAAUCUACGCACAUCACUAUGAUUUGCGUCAAACGGGUAAUGUUGAACCCAACAGUGAUCCGCAUGGUCAUCUCACGGCCAAAAAUAUACAUAUUGUGCGUGGUUCAAAAGCUGAAACCUGCGCUAACUUUGAUAUCGCUGAGGCACAGCUGCAACGCAUUUUAGACAUCACUAACGAAGUGCUGCACAAAAUACGCGAUCAGCGUCCGCGGCCACAUUUGGAUACGAAAAUUAUUUGCGCCUGGAAUGGUUUAGUGCUCUCUGGUUUAUCGAAAUUGGCCAAUUGUUGUUCAGCAAAACGUGCUGAAUACGUCAAAGCUGCAGAGGAACUGUACAAAUUUAUGCACAAACAUUUGUAUGAUGAGGAGAGGAAGGUGUUGCUGCGUUCUUGCUACGGCCUUGGUACCGAUGAUUCUACUUUAGAGAGUGUGCCCGCCCAGUGCAUCGAUGGCUUUCUAGACGAUUACGCCUUUCUCAUCAGGGGUCUAUUGGACUACUAUAAGGCAUCGUUGGACGGCAGCGUGCUGAAAUUGGCUAGAGAAUUGCAAGAGAUACAGGAUACACGCUUCUGGGACGAUACGCAUGGCGCAUAUUUCUACUCGGAGGCCAACUCGCCGAAUGUGAUUGUGCGGCUAAAAGAAGAUCAUGAUGGCGCCGAGCCAUGUGGUAAUAGCAUUGCUGCACGCAACCUCCUCCUACUCGCUCACUAUUUCGACGAAGAUACUUACAAGAAGCGCGCAAUUAAAUUACUGGAGUUCUUCGCUGACAUCAAUCCAUUCGGUUAUACACUACCAGCAAUGAUGUCUGCGUUGUUAAUGCAUGAAAAUGGUUUAGAUUUAGUGGCUGUAGUUGGUCCGGACUCGAAUACCACACAUCGUUUCGUAGAAAUAUUAAGAAAAUUCUAUAUACCCGGCAUGAUAAUAUUACACGUCGAUCCACAGUAUCCUGAUGAGACUUACAAUCAACGUGUACAGGAGAAAUUUAAAAUGGUCAAUGGUAAAACAACGGUUUAUAUCUGUCAUGAGCGUGUUUGUCGUAUGCCAGUUACUGAUCCCGAACAACUCGAGCAAAAUCUGAAAGAAAGAUUCUUUAAGCAGGCCGAGUGAAGACGCGUUGAAUUUUAAACGAUUUCCUCUUUAUAAUAUUAACCCAAAUAGUUGUUAUACUUAGCGUUUAGUAACAAAAGCAGUAGUGAUAAAAACUUAUUAGAGUGCGGACGUUUGAAAAAUGAAAUGACUAGCGCAAGGCACUAGCUAUAUUCUGUUAAAUAUUUAAGUGUUUGGUUCUUUCAAAUUUACGUUCAGUUUAGUUAUUAAUAGUGUUACUUACUUAUUUUAAAUAGUACAUACUCAUAUAUGUUUAUUAAAUCAAUUGAAUUAUAAAUGCUUGGCGAUAAGUGUUUGUAAUUUUAACAGUGAUUUGUGUUGUUUAAUAAUUAAAUUGUCAGCAGAAUGUUAUUAUGUAGUUUGCAAUUAUUUUUAAACAGCAAAAUAAAUAAAAUCAGGACACAA
This is a messenger RNA of Bactrocera oleae (olive fruit fly), 3600 nucleotides long. RefSeq lists its product as uncharacterized. NCBI's taxonomy places the organism in Eukaryota, Metazoa, Arthropoda, Insecta, Diptera, Tephritidae. Gene Ontology annotation, biological process: carbohydrate metabolic process. The record is from RefSeq and is a predicted model, not a curated record.